AUGGAAGUUUAUGAAUAUGACCCAGCGGCCCACUUUAGUGAGAUUUUUGACUCUCCCGAGACGCUAAAUCAGAUCCCCGAGGUAUUGUCCCACAUCCAGCGCUACAAGCUCCAGCUAGAUCGCAACAUUGAAGAUCUCAAGAGCCAGUAUGAUUCCUCCACCACGCUAGACGACGAUAUUGCCAACCUAGUGCUGAAUAUCAGAAAGGUCAAAGAGAGCGCCGAGUCCACCAACGCGACCAUAACGCAGAUGACGAGCUCGAUCCAGAAUCUAGAUUGCUACAAAAAGAAUUUGGUGCUCUCCAUGACCGUGUUCAAAAGGCUACAAAUGUUGAUCAAUGUCAACAACGACUUGAGAGCUAUUAUAUCGACCCACAACUACAGAGAAAUCCACCUGAAGCUAGGCGUAACCAAGGAACUAUUGACCUUUUUCCAACCAUAUAAAUCCAUCGACGAAAUCAAUCAGAUCAAUUUAAUGAUUGUCCAUACUCAAAACAAGUUGAUUGACGAUGUGUUUUUGGACUUUGAAGAGUAUUUGAAGAACCAAAGAGCUAACGUUGCCGAAAGAGAAAGAGAUCGAGAGCUGGCAAAGUUACUGGCAAAUUUGCUAUAUGGCGCCCUCAUACUAGAGCUCAUCGAUGUAAAGUACAAGCAGAAAUUGCUUCAAUGGUUCAGAAACCUACAGUUGCGAGAUUUGAAAAACAUUUUCAGUCAAUCUGACGACGAGGCUGGCUCAAUCGAAGGUAUUGGACGCAGAUUCAUCUAUUUUAACAAGAUUUUGAACCAGGUGCAGCAACUUUGCAUCUUUCCCCAAGAGUGGCAAGUUGCGCUAGGUGUAGCCGACGAAUUUUGCAAAUUGACAAGACAAGACAUCUCCAACUCGCUCCGCAGUAAAAAAAUCGACUCGGAAGCUCUUUUGGCUGCCCUUACCAGUACAAUCGAGUUUGAGAAAAACUUGAACCGGGAGUUUGCCCAGGAGGAGACCGAGACUAAAACAGACUUUAACAUCUCAAAAGUGUUUGAGCCGUAUUUGUCGAUAUGGGUGCAGGAACAAGAUAGAGCAUUGCAAGCCAAAUUCUUGGAGUUUGCCGCUACUCCGCAAUUGCCCGAAGAAUUGAGGAAAAACAACACAACUGCAAGUGUAAGCGUGCCAAACAUUGCCGUUACCUCAACCGAGCUCUUCAAAGUGUACCACAAGAUUUUGACGCUGAUAUUGAAGCUCUCCAACGGCGAAAUCUUGAUUGAUUUGGCAAGGCUCUUCAACAAGUACCUCUUUGAGUACCUCAACAGAAUCCUCAUGCCCGUGUUGCCGAGAAACGACGAGGAUAUAGCGGGCGACGAUGCCAUUAAAUACUUGACAAUGUUGUUGAACACCGCUGACUAUAUUGUGGGCAACAUUGAAGAAACAAACGAGAAGUUCCAGUUGGUGGUUCAAGAAAAUUUGAAACCGAGAUUGCCUCAAUUAAACAGCGAAAUCUUUCUCCAGCUCGUGAGCAAAAGCAUCUCGGCAUUGCUUGUGAAAUUGACCAACGACUACAAAUCUUGUUGGCGAGAAUUCUUCAAUACCAACUGGGAAAAUAUGGACUCGGUCGGCGACGUUUCUUCCUACAUGGUGGACAUCAAAAACAUAACCGAAACAAGUUUGAAGAUGAUCCUCCCGUUGAUAAUCAGAGACAGCUACGUGCGCAACUUUAACGACAAGUUGGUUGAUCUCCUCGUGACCACGAUUGCCAACAAUUUAAAGUUUAUCAAGCCGCUCACGGUGAGCUGUUUAGAGCAAAUCUUGUUGGAUGUCAUUUCCCUCAAGGAGAUUUGCUUGAAAUUCCCCACGUUUGCCAACAAGGAAAGGUCGAAUUCGUACACCAAAUUCGUGCAAAACCACUUUCGCGAGUUGGAGUCCAUCUUGCGCAUCCUCAUGGUGCCAAACAAACCGAUUGAAAACUACAUCGAGAGCUAUUUCGAGCUCAUUGGCGGGCGAUCCGUCAGCAACUUUGUCAAGAUCCUCAAUCUCAAGAAGAUUGACAAACUGGUGCAGUACAAGUACAUUGACAAUUUCAAGUUGCAGCUCACGGUGGACAAUGACUCCACAAACGGCAUCGAUGGUCAUGCACAGCAACAUCAGCAUCAUCAUUCAGCUAACCAAUUGCUAGCUAAUCUUGAAGACGAAGACAUGAUGAGCCAGGUCAACGUUUUGCUGCUGCUGCUGCUGCUGGCGACCGCCUCAGCUGGGUAUGGCCAAUCAGCCGCUUCCAAGCGUGUAGCGAGCCCCAUCCCGGGAUUAACUUCGCCUAUAAACUUACCCAAGAUGAAUCAAUUUGAAAAAAACAUCAGGGAAUUGGCCAUGUCGGGUGAAACGCACGUGAAUAAGUUGAAUGAGAAUUUCAAGAACUUUGGAAGAUUCUUCAAGAAUGAGCGGUAG
Molecule: messenger RNA, 2418 nt
Organism: Lodderomyces beijingensis
Lineage: Eukaryota; Fungi; Ascomycota; Pichiomycetes; Serinales; Debaryomycetaceae
Source: the annotation of a GenBank genome assembly